AUGGUUUUCCGGGCUGGAUUCCUGCUCCUCCUCCUCCUCCUCCUCCUCCUCCUCGUCUGCUCUGGAACGGUGACCGUGUCCCGCGCCGAUGAUUCCGACUACGGAGUCUCAGCCUUCGCCACCGUGGCGCGCUUCGACGUGGACUCCCUGCGUGCUCGCGGCGUCUCGGCGUGCAACGGGCAGGUCGGCGACUGCAUCGACGAUGAGGAGGAGUUGAUGCUGGAUUCGGUGGCGGCGCGGCGGUUCAUGGAGGAGAGGCAGAAGUACAUCAGUUACAAGGCGAUGAGGGCUAACAUCGUGCCGUGCAGAAGGCGGGGGAACUCCUACUACAACUGCAACCAGAGGAGGAGGAUGAACCCUUACAACCGCGGCUGCCUCGCCAUUACCAGGUGCAAGAGGUACACCUGGUAA
This is a messenger RNA of Diospyros lotus (date-plum), 411 nucleotides long. Its product is annotated as rapid alkalinization factor-like. NCBI's taxonomy places the organism in Eukaryota, Viridiplantae, Streptophyta, Magnoliopsida, Ericales, Ebenaceae. The record is from RefSeq and is a predicted model, not a curated record. Bases 1 to 411 code for a protein of 136 amino acids. The transcript has a single exon.